Messenger RNA from Ricinus communis (castor bean), 3100 nucleotides. RefSeq lists its product as uncharacterized. The transcript is spliced from 7 exons. Gene Ontology annotation, molecular function: chromatin binding. The record is from RefSeq and is a predicted model, not a curated record. The coding region runs from base 282 to 2852 and encodes 856 amino acids. Lineage: Eukaryota; Viridiplantae; Streptophyta; Magnoliopsida; Malpighiales; Euphorbiaceae.
CCAAUUCUCUAAAAACACACACACGCUUUCUCUAUUACCCUCUGUCUGUCUGUCUCUCUCUCUCUCUGCUCAAUUCGCAUCCUUUUCUUUUUACUCAAAUUACGAAUUCAAUAACAUAAAUCUCUCUAAUUUACCCGCCAAAAACGUUUCUUUUUAUAAUUUUAACGUCUCAAAAAUUUAAAAUUUUCGAUCUCUAGGGUUUCUCUCUUUCUCUUUCUUUCCUCUUACAGGUCUCUCCUUUAUUAAAACGGGGUCGUACAUGGGAUUUGCUCUUUAAAAACAUGGAUACUUGUAACAAUGACGUGGGUAAAGAAACUGGUAAUGUGAAUAGUCCUCAAAUAGAAAAGGAGGUUAAUUCAAUCAGCAAGAGGGGUUUAGAGAAUGGGGAAACUGGAGAAUUAGGGUUUAGAACGGUAAAAAAGGCGAGAAGUGCGACCGGAGAGAUGCAAAGAGUGGCGGAGAUUGUUCUUGUGCUGUCGGCGAUGGCUGGGAUGAGAGGAGGGAAGAAUCCGACAGAAACGGAGGUUAAAUUAAUGGAGGAAGCUAGGGCAAAGUUGGUAGAGAUUUGUCAGGAUUGGAAGCCCAAUGAUUUAGUUGCCAGAGAUGCUAUUGGGAGUGUUAUUGAAGAUUUAGGGCUGAAUUCGAAACUAAAAGAUCAAAGAUUGGGUCAGUUUCGAGGGCCCAAUACUAGACUCUCGAUUAAAGAAAAGAUCUCAUUUGCAAAAAAGAAGAUGGAAGAUUCCAAAAAAUUCCCUGCACCAUCUGCUACAUAUACAUCUCAAAUUUCUCAACCAAGUUUUGGUGCAAUGGGUGAAGUCUGUGGGCCGUCCCAUUCUAUUCGCGUGUUUUCAUCAGACAAACCCACUAAUCCACUCUUACCUUCUGGAAGCCAUCCCACUUCUUCAGCUCUUGGGCAUGUUUUGGCAGUAACUUCUACAUCUAUAACGCAUCACUCUGCCACCAGUGAAGUAAGAGCUUCUACAGUAUCCACAGGGAUACCCAACAGCCAUCCAGGAAGGGAUCUAUCUGUGUUAGCAGGUCCUAAAGUUGAAAAAACAAAUUUUAAACCGGAGGGAGGAUCAAAUGGGACUUCUUAUGCACCACAAGUACAAGCAAAUGUUUCUGCAAAUCAGCCAUUGAUGAAUGCUCCAACAUGGUCUUUGCAAUCUCAUUCUGUGCCCUCAAACAAGGCUACACCAGAAAAUAAGGCAUUAAAUCAUAAUUUUGCCAAGGCUGAGGGAGCUACUACUUUGGCUAUGUCACAAGCUGCACCUCAAGCUGGAAGAGAUCAAGCAUUUAGACCACUUAUCACUCAAAGUCCAUCUGCAAAUUUGCAAAGUAUAAAUCAGCCUAUGCAAGGAGUAAAGUAUGUUCAGCCACCAUCAUUUUUCAAUAACCACAAUGAAAUUGCUAAAAUUGUUCAGAAAUUGUUGCAACCAAAACUUCCUGAACAUCCUACAUGGACUCCACCUUCAAGGGAUUAUAUGAAUAAGCCUUUGACUUGCCAAAUGUGCAAAGUUGCUGCCAAUGAGGUGGAAACUGUAGUGCUUUGUGAUGCUUGUGAGAAAGGAUUUCACUUAAAAUGUCUGGAGGCAGUGAAUCAGAAAGGAAUACCAAGAGGUGGCGAGUGGCACUGUUUGAGGUGCACAGCUUUAAGCAAUGGGAAGCCUUUACCCCCUAAGUAUGGUCGUGUCAUGAGGAGCAUAACACCACCCAAAGGGCCUUCUAAUUCAGGUGGUGCUCAGCCAUCAUUAGAGAAGAAAUUUGAAACUUUAGAUGAAAAGGUUAAUCAAGAGAAGUUAACAGCAAAUGGCAGCUCUGGUUUACGAAAUCCUGCAGUAUCUGGUACCGUAACUUGUGCUGAAUCAACAUCUGAUUUGAAAAGGGAGAUUAAUGGGAAUAGUACCCCGUCAAGUGUGAAAGAUAUGGAUCAAGGGAUGUGUGCUGGCCCAAAUAACUCAACGAACUCUUUGGGUGCUGUCUCUGAUUAUCCUUCUGUUGGUUUAUCAAGUGGAAGCUCUAUUCAGCUAACACAAGUAUCUGGAUCAUGCAUACAGGAUGAGCGAUCAGUUUCUGAAUCAAAAUUGCAGUCUCCUGCUAUAUUAUGCGAGACUAUUACUAACAAAUUUGAAAACUCUGAAUCCUCUCACAAUUUACAAGAUAUUAACCAAAGAGAAUUAUCUAGCACUGGUGAAAUUCCAAUGAAGACUAGUCAGAACAAUUGUAUGGUUGACGAGUUGGAGAGUAUAAGAGGCCAUAGUGACUGUCCCUCCACAUUAGAUAUGAAGCAAAAUGAGCAAGACAUAGCCCAUGCAAAGUCCGUCGGCAGUUCUGAAGCUAAUAAUAAGGCAAGAAUGCAUGCUGGCAUGAAUUCUGCUGGUAUCCACAGUGUAAAAUGGAUCGGCAAUGUACUUAAAGUCGCAGAUGGAAAAACAUUUUAUGUGUCCUGUUCUGUUGGUGGGGCGACAUACAAAGUGCAGGAUCAUGCCCUUUUUCGUUCUAGUCAUGAGAAACUGAUACCCUCUAAACUUCAGGCAAUGUGGGAGGAUGUUGAAACUGGAUCAAAGUGGGUUCUUGUAAGACAAUGCUACUUUCCAGGUGAUUUGCCCAAGGCUGUGGGCCACCCAUGUGCCCCUGAAAGCAAUGAGGUAUACGAAUCUAAUCACGAGAGCAGCAUAUUGGCUGAUUUGAUUCAAGGUCCAUGUCAAGUACUCCCUCCUACUAAGUUUCAAGAAAAUGCUGAAAGACGAAGUCAGUUAGGAAUUGAGGGUAAAAAUGAAUCAUGGCCAGUUUUUUUAUGCAAAUGGUUCUAUGAUGAAUCCAAAGGAAAUUUUCGACCUGUUUUCAGUUAGUCAUUCAUGCACAUAUUCUGGGGGAUAGUGAAGUCUGUAUUUUUGGCAUCUUCACAGUGCUCCUUUUGAUCAGGAAAUCAAUAUCAAAUGGGGCCUGCAGAAACAUGAUGAGUGAGUUUUGAUACUCAUGUCUUGUACAAUACCUAUCGCUAGUUCAGCUCUGUAUUAUUUAUUCUAUACCAGUUUGUCAAAGAUUUUUAGUGUACUGUAAAUCAUUGCUUAGUAAAUUGUAAAAUUAGUUUUCUGAA